UGACCACCACUCCUAAAUGUCACUUGACUUUGGCCAUGUCACUCCCCCCACCACCCUUACGAGAUAAAUAAUAGUACAAUGAAACAGACUAAGAUUUGGGAUUGAGUUGAAAUGAAGCACAAAGCUGCAUUUCAACACAUUUCAAGUGUUUCUAUGGAUUCACGUCGGCAGUCAGUAUUGACUUUUGUUUACAUGUAUUUCUUUCACCUAGCUUUUAUUGAUCAAUUGAUACUGUGGUAGUGACGAUCCUUUCUGCUGGCUUGCCUUUGAAAUCAAGUGGAUGAGCCUGCAGGGGGCGGAGCCUGUGUCAGUAGAGGCGUCAUUGUGUGAGGAUGCAGAGGAGAGAGGGAGGAGGAGGAGGAGGAAGGCUGGAGCGAGCUAACAAAGACCGGGAGGCCAGGAAGGAGAGACAAAGAGGAGGUGGCGACAACUCUUUCUUCAUGUGGGGGAGGAGAGGGGGAGUAUUAAGCGGCUGAUCUGCAACACGCGCACCAUAUAGACACACCAAACACACACGCCGAUCAGCAGCAUCAUCAUCAUCAUCACCGGCGGCGGCCAGCCAGAGACAAAGAGACCAGGCGGUGGGGGUGGGGGGGAGAGGAGAGGAGGGCCGGACGGGAGGAGGGACAGACGCACGGCCUUCAUCACCUCCAGUGGUGUUCGUGAUGGCCCGCCACAUGUUCCUGCUGCUGUGUGUGUGCUGAGUGUGUGUGUUGGCCAUACCAGUGUGUGUGUGUGUGUGUGUGUGUGUGUGUCUGAUGGGGAACACGGAGAGCAUGGAGAGCCAGCUGGCCGUGAUCCGGUCCAGAGCCGCACCGGUCCGACUCCCGAUGCCUGACGCCGCCGAGCUGGAGGAGAGGUUUUCGAUCGCCCUGAAUUCCAUGAACCUUCCUCCGGAUAAGGUGCGUCUGCUGCGUUCCUACGACAACGACAAGAAGUGGGAGCUGAUCUGUGAUCAGGAGAGAUUCCAAGUGAAGAACCCCCCGCACACGUACAUCCAGAAGCUGCGAGGAUUCCUUGACCCAGCCGUCACACGCAAGAAGUUCAGGAGGCGGGUCCAGGAGUCGACGCAGACGCUCCGAGAGCUUGAGAUUUCUCUUCGCACAAACCACAUCGGAUGGGUCAGGGAGUUUCUAAACGAGGAGAACCGAGGUCUGGAUGUUCUGGUUGAGUAUUUGUCCUUGGCGCAGUAUGCUGUCACCUUCGACGGCGAGCAGUCCGAGUCUGGAGGAGACGCGGCUUCCAUCGACUCUCCGUGGAGUCGCUCCAUUGAGGAUCUCCAUGGUGACUGCAGCCUCCCGUCCCCGUCCUCCUCUGUACCCAGAGCGGCACGACACUCCAUCAGCAGCUCCACGUUGGUGGCCCGCUCCAACACGCUGCCCAGCAGUCGCACGCUGAAGAACUCCAGACUGGUAUGCAAGAAAGACGACGUCCACGUGUGCAUCAUGUGUCUGCGAGCCGUCAUGAACUACCAGUACGGGUUCAACAUGGUGAUGUCUCAUCCGCAUGCUGUCAACGAAAUCGCUCUCAGCCUCAACAACCGGAACGCCAGGACCAAGGCUCUUGUGUUGGAACUACUGGCGGCCGUGUGUUUGGUCCGAGGAGGACACGAGAUCAUCUUGUCUGCCUUCGACAACUUCAAAACGGUAUGCUCAGAGUCCAUGCGUUUUGAGAAACUGAUGGAGCAUUUCAAGAAUGAAGACGACAACAUUGACUUCUUGGUGGCCUGCAUGCAGUUUAUCAACAUUGUGGUCCACUCAGUGGAAGACAUGAACUUCAGGGUCCACCUGCAGUACGACUUCACCAAACUCAACCUGGAUGAGCACCUGGAGAGGCUGAAGCACACGGAGAGCGACAGGCUCCAGGUGCAGAUUCAGGCGUACCUGGACAACGUGUUUGAUGUGGGGACCCUGCUGGAGGAUGCAGAGACCAAAACAGCUGCACUGGAAAGGGUGGAAGAGCUGGAGGAGAACCUGAGCACCAUGUCAGAGCGUCUGCUUGACGUGGAAAACGAAGCCAUGCUGAAGAUCGUGGAACUGGAGAAGCAGCUGAUGCAAACCAACAAGGAGUUGGACCACCUCCGGGAAGUGUAUGCCAGCGCCAACACACAGGUACACACGCUGCGGCGGAUCGUUCGCGAGAAGGACCAGACCAUCCGUCGCCAAAGUCGUCUGGAGCGUCAGGCCCAGGAGGCCCAGCAAGCAGGAGGUCCUGGAGCUCCUCAACCCCAAAGAGGAGAGGGUGACGGGGGCGUGGUGAAUUCUGCCUCUCCCUCACCUCCUCCUUGUCCCAAUCUCUCCCCCAGCCCUGAGAUGGUAACCUAUCAUAACACGGGACCAGGAGUGGGCGGAGCUCCAGAUAGGCCGGCCCCACCCGCACCCCCACCUCCACCACCAAUGCCAGCUUCAGUGUCCAACGGGGUGUACCCUGCCCCUCCCCACCCUGCUCCUCCUCUUCCCCCGCCACCUCCGCCCCCCCCUCCAUGUCGCACCAGCGAGCUCUCGUCCACCCUCCCCAUGCCGCCGCCUCCUCCCCCGGUGGCCCCCCCUCUGCCGGGCUCAGGGGGGUCGCCCACCGUCAUCUUCAACUCUGGGCUGGCAGAGGGACCACUCAAGUUAUUCUCGGUGAAGAUCAAGAAGCCCAUCCAGACCAAGUUUCGGAUGCCGGUGCUGAAUUGGGUUGCUCUGAAGCCGAGUCAGAUCAACGGCACGGUCUUUAACGACAUUGACGAUGAAGCCAUCCUGCAGGAUUUGGAUGUGGAGGCGUUUGAGGAGCUGUUUAAGACAAAGGCUCAGGGUCCAGCCAUGGAUUUAACUCUGUCCAGACACAAGCUUCCUCAGAAGGCUCCGUCCAGAGUUUCUCUCCUGGAUGCCAACCGGGCCAAGAACCUGGCUAUCACGCUGAGGAAGGCCGGCCAGGGUCCAGAGGUCAUCUGCCGCGCCAUCCACACGUUUGAUCUGCGGAGCGUUCGAGUGGACUUUGUGGAGUGCCUGAUGCGCUUCCUGCCGACAGAAGCCGAGGUGAAGCUUCUGCGCCAAUACGAGAGAGACCGCAAGCCUUUGGAGGCGCUGAGUGACGAAGACAGCUUCAUGAUCCACUUCAGCCGCAUUGAAAGACUCAACCAGCGCAUGUCCAUCAUGACCUUCAUGGGCAACUUCAGCGACAACGUGCAGCUGCUCACACCGCAACUCCACGCCAUCAUCGCUGCGUCUGUUUCCAUUAAAUCAUCUCAGAAGCUCAAGAAGAUACUUGAGAUCAUCUUAGCGCUUGGGAAUUACAUGAACAGCAGUAAGAGAGGUGCUGUGUAUGGAUUCAAACUACAGAGCUUAGACCUGCUCCUGGAGACCAAGUCUACGGACAGAACGCAGACGUUGCUUCACUACAUCGCCAACGUGGUGAGAGAGAAAUAUCCUGCGGUGGCGCUCUUCUACAACGAGCUUCACUACGUGGACAAGGCGGCUGCAGUGAGUCUGGAGAAUGUGUUGUGCGACGUGAAGGACCUGCAGCGAGGGAUGGAACUCACCUGGCGGGAAUUCAGCAUGCAGCACAACUCCACCUUGAAAGACUUCAUCAGCAGGAACGAAUCACGACUCAACAAACUUCAGGAGGAUGCGCGCAUCGCCCAGGACGCGUUUGAAGACGUGGUGAAAUUCUUUGGAGAGAGCUCCAAGACCAUGCCGCCAUCCGUCUUCUUCCCCGUCUUUGUUCGUUUCAUCAAAGCUUACAGGCUGGCUGAGGAGGACAAUGAGCAGCGACGGCGUCAGGAGCAAAUGAUGUUGGAGAAACUGGAACAGGAGGAGCAGCAGCAGCAGGAUGAAGAAACCAAGUCGCCGUCCCAUAAGGGCAAGCGGCAGCAGCAGGAGCUUUUAAGCGAGCUGAGACGACGACAAGGGAAGGACAGCCGCCACGUUUACGAGGGGAAGGACGGCGCCAUCGAGGACAUCAUCACCGCCCUGAAGACCGGCCCCUUCACGGCUCGAUCGGCCAAACGUAGCUCACGCUUCUUCUGCGACCCCGCCCACAGCGAAGAACACUACUGAGGAUGGGCGAGGCUGUGGCCGUUCCUGGCAACAAUCAGCACUUUGAACCUUUUGCCGUCUCAAUGGUCAGCUUGUUGGCGCAUCACGUGUUCCACUGCAUUGCAUCGAUAAGCACACAGGAAGCCACCUUGGCUUUUUCACAGUAAAAGUCCCGAAAGGGGAGUUUAGCUGAAAGAAACAGGGUUCUACUUUCUUCUACUCAUCACCAAGCACAUUCCACCUCUUGUCUUUGUAAAUUCUCCUUUCUGACCACUUUUACUGCAACUUCCCUGACUUGGUGGAGUCUUUCCACUCUUAUUUGGUAGUCCUUCCUGCCAUAAUUUCGAUUACACUAUUACACUAAUCCCUCGCUAUAUGGCGGUUCUUCCAAUAAUAAUGAAUAAAUGAUGGCUGUUUCGUGGUGGACUACGGUCUAUUAUUAGUCAACUAAUAUUGAACGAUAAGUUAUAUGUGGUGUUAUGGUCAUGUUGUGAGAUGACGUUGACCUGCCACACUCGACGGAGACUGGCUACUAAGCUAGCAUAGCUGAGCCGACGUGUUAGGGCUGAGAUGGACUAAAAAAGGUUCUCCUCUCAUUCCGUCUGGAAGUUGUUAGUUUUUGUCUCCCUUUUCCUCUCCUCCACUCCAUUUGAACACUUUUCUAAAUUUAGAAUAAAUAAAUUGCCGAGGCUAGCUAGUUAGCUCGCUAGCUUGCUAUGCUACCGGCGGCCGUCUGUUAUGUCCACUGAUCUGUACGAAAAAAAUCUGGAUAUCCCAUUAGUCAAUGACUUGUGAAGCCACGCGGCCGCCAUAUUACCACUCCCAAGAAACACUUGUCGGACAAUGACUUAUGUGAGAACUUGUGAGUUGUUAAGUGUGUUGUUAGUUUGUUAGCCACUAGACUAACCUUGCACAACAGGUGUGCUUGAGCUUAGUCAUAAGGACUCGGGUAUGAUCAUUUUUAAAAACUCUGUCCAUAUCAUACCAUACCUGAGUCAUAAGGGCUUUACAUGGGAGGCCGUGGGGGCUAUGUAAACAAACAACCACCACUAGACUACUAAAUCAUUUGCGCUUGCUUGCAAAUAUAUAAAAGUACGUUGUUUUUUUUUUUGUUUACUCGAAUUUCAAAUGAUGCCCCAUAUGGAGACAAUGUUUAUAUAUUAUUACAUAUUAUAUUACAUAUUAUUCCUGUGGUUUUUGUUCAAAUAUAUUUCUAAAUCAGAAAAGAUCUUAUUUCUAUUUCAUAACACAAACAAAAAAAAUCAUCAAAAUGUGAAAUGAUUUUAAAACUUGUCUCUUUUAUGAUUCAUAUUUUGUACAGAAGAGAGCAUAGUGAAUUGUAUGAAAGUAAGAAUAUAAAAGUAAAGCAUCAUGACCAUGGAUUUUAGUGGAAAAAAGGGAUGGGUUAUGCAGUUCAAAUGAAAAUCUCUUUCUAGAGGAGUAAAACUAUCAUUGCUAUAGGGGAGUGCUGAGCCAGGGUGCACAGUAGAAUUUUGUCCCAAAGGCAAUGAGAAUUGGAAGGGAAAACGUACAUUUAAUAUAGCAAAAGAUAGAGAAUAACACAGGGGUCACCAAUGUUUUUUCUUGUGAGAGCUACUUUUAGAAAAUGAAAAUGGCCAUGGGCUACUCAUUUUUGUAGAAAUGAUUUUCAUAGCUUAUUUCAACCCAAACAGAUCAAAUAUGCUUGUUUUACCAAAACAUUCACAAAAUGCUGGUAUCCACAACUCACAUUUUAUGUUUCACAAUACUUUUCUUUCUAGAGCUCUCACAUUAUUAACUGAAAACCUGAAUGAAAAGCAGGCUUGCGGGCACCUCAUGUGGUCGUGGGGGGCUACCUGGUGCCCACGGGCACCACGUUGGUGACCCCUGGAAUAACGUAUCAAAUGGUUUUUAAGGGACGAAGGUUGCGUUACUUGAAGGAAUGGGAGAAUCUCCCCGCUUCUUAACGUAAAAUAUAGAUGUUCUGCGAGCCUCUUCAUCUGCUUUGUACACUAUGUACGCUGUGCCAAUGUAGUCUGCUACGUACGACAUGUGAGUGGUAAGAUGGCCUCUCUGUGGCUUCAGCGGCUUGCACGGGCGGGUGCGACGUAUGGUCUAUCCAGAUUUUUUUCGUACAGAUCAGUGGUUUACUUCUGUGAUCCCAUAGCCUGAGCAAUGCAAUGUGACCAGUAAGUAAUACGAGCAUCUACGGGGCUAUAAUAACGUGACAACCCCCGUCUUUACAAAGCCCUACAUAUAUUCUCCGCUACGUUUAGCACUAAAUUAAGGUUAGAAGGAGUAAAUUGGAGCGGCUAACUGCUUAGCUUGCUAUGCUAGUGGCGCCAUCUGUUAUGACCCUUCAGGGAUCCCGUAGCUUGAGCAAUGUGACGUAAACAAUGAAUAGUAGAAGUGUAAAAGUGACUAUUGGGUGCUAUUUCGAGGCUACAGGGCUCUAAUAAUGCCAAAACCCAGUGUUUAGUACUUUAGAAAGACAUAAACAAGUCCCCACUCCGUUAGAAAAAGGUUUUGAAAUAAAUAAACCUGGCGAGCUAACUCUUUAGCGUGCUUUGCUAGCGGUGGCCGUGUAUUUUGUCCCUGCAGUGAUCCCGUAAUUUGACUAUUGGGGCGUUAUUUUAUAACUACAGGGAUCUAAUCAUUUUAAAUCCCUCAUUUAAAAAGUCACAAACCGGUCCCCCACUCUGUUUAAAACACUUUCUUGACUUUAGAAUACGUAAAUUGGCGAGGCUUAGUAGUAGUAGUAGUGGUAGUAAUAGUAGUUCUUUUUUUGAAGUGGUAACAAAACAAAAUAAAGUUGUCAUUUGUAGAAAAAUACAUUUGGGGGGGAAGGUUUUAAUGUUGUAAUGGCAGCUGAAUAACUGCACGUCAGGAUGGCUAUAUUCAGUUGGCCAUUUAUUUUCAUCAGUACAAAAACACUUACAGAUGCAGGAGCACUUAGCUACACAUGUAUGUAAAACAGCAACACUUUGUUAACCUGUCAGGGUUUUCAGCUCCGAACCGUGGUAAGGGCGACCUGACUUCAGCAAAGAAGGAAAACCUCUCUUGUUGCUUCUGACAACUUUUAUUGUUAACGCGACCGCUGGAGAGCGGCUCCGAACACACCACACCCAGUCUCCUCCCUCUCCCGGCCAAAGGUCAUACAAGCCCCCACUACAUAGCUGUCCAGGCGAUGCCCGUAACACUACCCCCACUCUGGAUGAUGAUUAGUCCCUUAACAUACUCCAGGACACUUUAGCAUCACCUGUAUUUAUACACUUCCCUAAAACCAUCCACCUUUUUCACAACCCUGGAAAUAACCAUACAAUGAAAAUAGAAAGGCAAAGGAAAGGUCCCUAACUUGUCCAUAGCAUGUGUUGCUUAUCUAUUCCUUUUACAAUACUUCAAAAAGGAGAGAACAUAUACGUACACUGAGUGAUCUUAGGUGUGCACACAACAAAGAAUGCAAGACAAAGGCAUUUCAAUCACAACUUACAUUUUUUUUUUUUUUUUUUUAACAUGCCUUUCAACAAAGUGCAAAUGCAACAUCCCUCAGGAACUCUUUUCCUCUGAGGGGGGCAGCGAUCCGCCUACACCCCUCCUCAGGCUAUAUAUACACUUAGGUGGACAGGCGAACCCAAUCCCCAAGCCAGCUGGGUGGCCUGCGGGCCCUCCGGCCCCUUCGUGCCAGUGUAGCCGGGCUGCCAGUGUAUCCGCAGGUCCCGGCUAUACUGCGUUGUGUUCUGGUGCACGAUGAAGGGACACAGAGAUGGCUUUGGAACAGGAGUUUAUUCCUGCAGUAUGGUGGAAUCUGCAGUGUGGUGGAAUAUACAAUGAGGACAUGCACGUGAGCUCCUCAACAGCAACAGGCCUGUCAGCCAGCACAAACAUGGACUCAAAAUGUAAAGAAAGUAAAGUAAAUAACAAAGGUCAUGAAAUGACAUGAAAUAAAUACAAUACAUAACAAUAAUGUAAUUCCAUUAACUUAAAUACACAUAACUGAAGCACAAGAAACGGAAUAAAAGAAAUAAAUCAUUCAAUGUAAAACAAUAUACCUGCAGUGUGGUGGAAUAAACAAUGAGGACAUGCACGUGAGCUCCUCAACAGCAACGGGCCUAUACAAGAACAAGGCACAUUCAGCACAAUGCACGCUCACGCACACCCCACCCCCAAUAAGAGAAAAACGUGGCUGAUAGCUAAUUAGUUAGCUUGCUCUCCCACAGUCAAAAACACCCCCAAAACCACACUACACGACAUAUUAUUAAAGAAACAUAAAUAAGUAACAACAGGGGUCCCAUUAGGUUAAUAUAAAGCAAUAUUUUAACCACUGAAAUGUUAUUACAAAACUUAGUUGCUCCCACACCAACGUACCUGUCAGCCAGCACAAACAUGGACUGACUGACGACGUGAGCAACAGUAUGACAUCCCCUGAGCCUUCAAAAUAAAAGCUCAUACCAUGGCAAAGGAAAUACGAAAAUAAAGUUACAGAUGUUAAAUUAUAACUUAAGAAGAAACCAAAACAAAUCACAAAGUAGGGAUUUUGGAGAAAUUAACCCAUAAACAAAAACAUUACAGACAUGAUAAUACAUGUUUUUUUCCGCAUCUGUUACAUUCACCCCUCCUUAAUUUCGCCAAAAUCCUAAACAUUUUAAGAUAACAGCAUGCAAUAAAUCAACCCAUAUCACGGGAUACAAUGUUCACACAUACCCAAACCAAGAUGACCUCUGCAAUCACAGUCCUUAAUACAGCAUAGAAAGCUACUUACUAAAUAAGCUCAGAGAGAACAGGAGUUGAUCAGGCUGCUGUUUCUCCUAGUGAAUGUGGAGCCUUUUACUCCACAUAAGAUCUUGGCACUAAAUACCACUGUCGUGAACAUGUCACCACCAAACAAAGUACAAAACUACAGUAUUGCCAUGGGUUUAUAGCCAUAUCAGAACAAAUUCAACAAGGAUUGAGAUUUCCUACUAAACCCCUCCACUAAACCCUUGGAAAGUGGCUUCUGCACCAUAUUCUCUAUCAAUCUGUUAACUGCUUUAACAACCCUGCCCGUACGUGUCCUAACAACACGACCCUCAGGCCCUGAAUCUUGGGCUGGUGGAAGACCACCACUCACUGUUGCGGGCAAGAUGUCACAAGACCCUGUCUCUCUCAUGUUAGGGACUCCUGUCAAGGGGCCCUUAUAAUCAAUGACUACCUGUGACUCCGAAAAUCCACUAGGACUGGGUGAGUCUUUCAACGAUGAGACCUCCUCACUUUGUCCCACGCUCCUGUCAACUACAGAGUCGGUCUGGGAGUCUUCGCACAUCAUGUGACCAGCGUCUCUGAUUGGAAAACAUGACAUGUCAUUCUCUUGUUCUGACUCCAUUUCCUCUUCUAGUGACUCACUGUCAGCAUUAGAUGACCAUCGCAGCCAUGAUCGAGUCCUAUCCACAGAGUUUUCUUCUGCCAGACCAUUCAAAGUGCUGGGUGGCCUAUACGGAGACCCACCGUUCCCAUCUAAGGCAACUGACUCAGCUUCUGCACUGGUCUGGUUAGGGAAUGGUAAAAAGCUCACGUCCAGUAUCAAGUUCCGAUGCACAACUUUGGUCUUCCCAGUCACAUCUUCGAUUCUGUAGAUAUGGGUUUGGGGAUUGCAAUCAAUGAUUGUAUAAAUUGUUGGUUCCCACUUAUCAGCCAACUUCUUUUUUCCCCUUUCUGCUUUGUUGGCAAGCAAGACUCUAUCUCCAACAUGCAGACAAGUGCCCCGGACCCUUUUGUUGUAACCAUCAGCUUGAUGUAGCUGCUCUUUUCGUGCAUGUCUCUGGGCAAUAGCAGCAGCUUCAUGAAGAUUUGUCAUAAGUUUGCUGGCAUAAGAUCUGCUGUCAACCACAUUGGCAUCCUUCAAUACCUGCUUGAAGACCAUGUCGACUGGGAGUCUCGGAACUCGACCAAACAUCAAAUAAAAUGGAGCAUAUCCAGUUGUUUCAUGCACUGUGGCAUUGUAAGCAAAAGUCAAGGUUUGUAUCUGCUGUGCCCAAUGCUGUUUGGCUGCUAAUGGCAAGCAACGUAUCAUACUGCCAAGCGUUCUAUUGAACCUCUCAGUUUGUCCGUUUCCCAUGGGGUGAUAUGCUGUUGUAUGUGACUUUGCCACCCCUGUAAGAUUGAAAAGUUCUGAUAUGAGAUUGCUUUCAAAAUUGGCUCCCUGAUCAGAAUGGAUCCGCUCGGGAAAACCAUAUAUGCAAAACACAUUAUCCCACAACUUCUUUGCAACUUGUUUUGCCGUCUGAUUUACACAGGGGAAAGCAUGGGCCAUCUUAGUAAAGUGGUCCGUUACUACCAGAACAUCCACUGAUCUCUGUUUGCUGUCCUCAGCGCUCCAAAAAUCUAUACACACCAACUCCAUGGGUGCGGAAGUGUGGAUGCUCUCCAAAGGAGCCCGUGCAGCUGGUUCAGGGGUUUUAGCGAGAAUACAUCGCUGGCAGCAUUUCACAUAUUCUUUAAUGUCUCUUUCCAUUUGCGGCCAGAAAAAACGUUGUCUGGCGAGGUGUAGGGUCCUGGCUUGCCCUUGAUGACCUGCAAGGUCAUGCACACCAGAGAGAGCCUUGGUCUUCCAAAUAGCAGGUAGGACAAACUGGUACCUUGUGUGUCUGGUCAAUGGAUCUCUGAUGAGUCUAUACAGGACGCCAUCUUGGAUUUUCAGAUGGUGCCACUGCUUACAUAGUGCUCGUGCCUUAGGAGCUAACCUACUUCUCUCCCUCCUAGAUGGCUGUUUUCCGCGCGCCACAGAUAGCAGGACCUCCUGGAUGUCUGGAUCUGUCUCCUGACUGCGCCUGAGCUCUUCUGAGGACAGAGCUGACAGUGUGUCAUGUCCUGAGGGCACCAUCUGGGGAAGAGCCUUGAUAAACUGAACGGCCCGCGUUUCUGCGGCCUUUUCCCAGUCAAUGUGAGCCUCGAGCAUGGACUUUACAUCAGACGAAGUGACACCCAGGGUGACAUGACCAGAAUCAUCUGUCUGAAGACACUGAACUUUGCACCGAAAAACAUCCUGCACUCCUCCUUCCUUUGUCCCAUUAGCCUCUGCCAAGAGGUUCUCAUAUGACUCACUGAUCAGCCUUUGACUCACUGACCGGGUAAAUGGAUCUCUACUUAAAGCAUCUGCCACGAUAUUCUUUGUUCCGGGGAUAUGCUUGAUACUAAAGGUGUAUGGGGACAACUUGGCCACCCACCGUUGUUCGCACGCAUCGAGUUUCGGUUUCGUCAUUAUGUACGUCAGAGGGUUAUUAUCAGUCCAUACUGUAAAACAGUGACCCUUCAACCAAUGGCCGAAUUUUUCACAAACACUCCACUUCAAUGCUAAAAAUUCUAAGCGGUGGGCAGGGUACCUCUUUUGUGAGCCAGUGAGGGUCUUGCUUGCAAAGGCUAUUGGACGAGCCUUGGUCUCUCCCUCCGGUAUCUGAGACAAAACUGCCCCAAGACCAUCGAGCGAGGCAUCGAUGGACAGGAUCAGCGGUUUAGUGAAGUCUGGGUGAGUGAGGACUACACAGUUCAAAAGCUUCUCUUUGAGACUGACAAAGGCAGAGUUGCAAUCAUCAGUCCAGUCAGCCGGUUUAAGCUUUCUGAAGACUCCUGACUUUCCAUUUAUUUUACCAACCUUUCCCCUCCGUUUUUGACCUGCGGUGAGAGCAAACAGAGGCUUUGCAAUUGAAGAGCAGUUUGGUAUGAAGUGUUGGUAGUAAAAUACCAUCCCUAGAAAUGACUUUACUCUUCGAAUUGAAGGUGUGCAUCCAUCAUCCUCCAUCAAAUCUUUCUUUGCCAUUUUGACAAUGACUUCCACUUUAUCAGGAUCAACAGCGACUCCAUCUCCAUCAAUGACGUGGCCAAGGAAUUUCACAGACCUUCGGAGCAGGUGACAUUUUUUUGGGCUCAACUUAAGGUUGUGCUCUCUUAAUCUCUGGAAGACGAUCUCCAGCCUCAUGAGUGCUUCUUGUUCCGAUGGGGCAAAGACUAACAGAUCAUCAAGAUAACAUAGCAAACUGCUGAAGUUUAAGUCCCCAAAAAUGCUCAGCAUCAUUCUCAUAAAGGAUGCAGGACUAUUACAAAGGCCUUGCGGCAUCCUGUUAUAUUCAUGCAAGCCCAGUGGUGUUGUGAAGGCGGUAUACUUCUUGUCUUCCUCGUGCAUGGGCAGGUUAUAAAACCCUGAUGUUAAAUCCAUAGUGCUGAAGACAGAGUUCCCGCCAAGGGCAGCCAAACAGUCAGCCUGAUGUGGCAGAGGGUGAGCAUCCUUAAUGGUCCUUGCAUUCAGCCAUCGAAAAUCUGUGCAAAUUCGGAGGUCGCCAUUCUUUUUCCACACCAUCACUAGAGGGGAGGCAAAUUCACUCAAUGAUUUUCGAAUGAUUCCCUGCUCUUCCAUCUCAGUGAGGACUUGGCGCAGUUUUUGAUAAUGAGCUGGAGGGACUCUGCGGUAUGGGAGGCGGAAAGGACGGUCGUCUGUGAGUCGAAUUCUGUGCACAAAGCCCUUGGCUUCACCACAAUCCAGGGGAUGUUUUGAGAAAACAUCCUCAUAUCGCUCCAGCAUUUCCAGCAGUUGAGUUUUAGUAGAGUGGCUCACCUGGCAACUAUCAACAUCAACAUCUCCCAAGCCAAGGUUCUUCAACUUCUGUUUCGGGUCAGUAGUAGCAGUACUUAUGUUGUUUUGAUCAUGCUUUACUUCAUCUGUGUCCUUCUUUCCCUGACAAGAGCCUUGAAACAGUGUGAAGUCUUCAGCGGCAAUGCAUGGAGAAACAUCUGCUAUCUUACAGUUUCUUUUCAAAGUGACGGGUUUUUCAGUGAUAUUGGUCACUUUCAUGGGAGUCCAACCAUCUCCCCACAAAGGUGUGACCACUCUGCCAAUAACAAUGCCUCGCGGGACACACUUAGCAGUUGUGUGUUCCACCACCACCGUGCUACCAGGUGACAUUGGGACAUUACUGGGCAACCGACCCCACAACAGGUAUUCCUGUUUAGGCUGUAGUGUUACUGCCUGGGUCAACUUAACUGUGCCCACUUUAUCUGGUACAUCAGUCCCUCUCCACCUUGUCAGGUUAGCCAUCAUCUCCAGAAACUGCUCACACUCUGCAGACUCCUGUACAUUGCAAGAGAUAAGUUUCCAAUAAUCAUCAUCGUUCUUCAUUUGAUGGACUACAUACUUCAACAUGUUAGUGCCUAUGAUGAUCUCAUCUUUCUGUCCCGCAACUACCAGGACUGGAACCAUGCACUUAACUCCAUACAAUUCCACUUCCAAGUCAUACAUGCCCUUUGGAGUCACCUGUACUCCCCCACAGCCGACAAGGAUAACACGCUGUGUCAUUUCUUGCUGUUGCGUCAGGAUGUUCUCUGAUACAAGUUUCUGUUCUGCCACUUCACUUAUUGUGCAAGCCAUUGAUCCAGAAUCAAGCAGUCCUCGCAACUGAACAGAACCAUUGAUUGUCACUGCAGCAUGAAAUAACUCGCCAUACGGGUCAACUCUGUGGAUGUUUUGAACUAUGACUGUGCAAUCAUUUGGUAUCAUUUUACAUACAUUGGCAUACACUUCCUUCAAAUCUUCAACACAUUUGAGGGUUGUUUCUUUGGUGCUCACACGUCCCCUCUCUAUAUGUGAGCCAUGUGGUUUAAAGAUGACGCACCUUGUCCAUCUCUGGGUUGAGACUGAGUCAGAUUGGGUAGGCCGUUCUGUCUUGACCUACGCUGUCGGCAUUCUCGCUUCCAGUGACCUGGUCUGAAACAGCUCAUGCAAAGGUUUUCCUGCCUGCAAUGCAUUGUGGUGGAAUGAUCCAUGGCCUGGCAGACUUUACAAAUCCUUUGAAAGACACGUGAUUGUUCCCUUCUAGGUUCUGUGGCCACUACUGUAUGGACUUUCUGCUCCAACACACGAUCCAGCAAGCCGAUGAGUGACUGAAUGCAAGUAUUCCCUGCUGGAGAAGUGGACGACAGCCCUGUCGCAUUCUGUUCAACAGUGAACUCCCUCACCUUUUCGACAGUUACACCUUCCGGGGUUAAAAUCUGAGCAUGGGCCCCUACCUGCCUGUGCGGUGAUGGGCGACGCAUUUUACCUUGGGUCUUUGUUUUGGCCUCUCUCUGAUGUUCUAUGAGGUGUUCCUGUAUCUCAUGUGAUGUCCAUUUCUCUGCUGUUCUACACUUGAGAACACUUGAGAGUGCAGUGUCAGGACAGUGUUUUACAAACAUCAUGGUGACUUCAUGAGCAGGGUCCUCAAUAUUCCUACCCUGUCUCCUUAGACACUCAUCAGCCACAUCCACUGCUUUGUUCAGGCGGAUCCAAUAAUCCAUUGGACCUUCUCCUGCCAGAGGUAAUGUGUUGUAAAAAUCUGCAAGGGGCAUUGUCGAAUAUGUUACCUCACUGAAAUGCUGCUUAAGAAUAUCAAAAACAAGCUUGGGGUCUUCAGCAGGCUUUAAAGAAGGGAUACUGCGGAGUGUGACCUUUACAACAUCUCGAGCCUUUCCCAUCAGUUUCGACGUUACCUCUUGUGAGUGUUCAUGUGUUGGAAUGCCCCUUUUCCUCAAAUAGACAUCCAUAAUUUCUUCCCAUUCAUGUAUUGUGUGCUUAUCAGUUCCAUCACCCCUGAAAUGUGGUGGCUCUUUGACAUCAGCUUGCAUCACAAACUUCAUUCCAGUCAUAUUUAACUCAGGAUGGGCCUCGGCUAUAUUUGCACUAGAUGUGGGAGUACUUUUGUCAUUCUGACUACCUGCAGUCUUCUGUAUCUGAUUAGCAAUGUUCUCACCAAUUUGGUGGGCUAACUGUGUUAUAAGGCUUCCUAUGUCGGGGGAGUUGCUGCUUCCAUCAAACCACUGUUGCCUGGGAGGAGAUGCAUCAGUGUGCAUGUGGGUUAAACAUGGUGUACUGAGACCAACCACUCCAACUCCCCUCCCCAUGCCUGUAAAACUAGUGACAGACUUAGGUUCAUGCUGUCUUGGUGUGAGGCUAUCAUGGUUCGCGCGAGUGGAAGAUAAAACUGGGUGACCCACCAUACUAACACCCUUAAGUGGAGUUGCAUAACCUCCCAAACCCCGACCUCGCCCAAGACUUGUAUGAACACUGUCAUCAUAGGUAAGCAAUCCCUUACCAGCCUCACUGUCUGCCAUUGUAGCCAGUGUGUUCACUUUCAUCUAGUGACAAUAUAGAAAGGCAAAUGAAACUUAUUUUACAUACACACAAACAAAUUCGCUGAAUUCAGGUUCAUGGAAAAUAAAAAAUAUCAACAGUCCUCAGUGGCUUCAGUGUGUAAUCUAUAUAUACUUUUUUCCAAAAUCUUUACAGUGUCCCUACUGUACUUGUUCCAGCAACCACCGGUGAUCACUCUGACGAUGAUCUGAAGAGAAGAAAUCCGGGUCACGGCACCAAUGUAGCCGGGCUGCCAGUGUAUCCGCAGGUCCCGGCUAUACUGCGUUGUGUUCUGGUGCACGAUGAAGGGACACAGAGAUGGCUUUGGAACAGGAGUUUAUUCCUGCAGUAUGGUGGAAUCUGCAGUGUGGUGGAAUAUACAAUGAGGACAUGCACGUGAGCUCCUCAACAGCAACAGGCCUGUCAGCCAGCACAAACAUGGACUCAAAAUGUAAAGAAAGUAAAGUAAAUAACAAAGGUCAUGAAAUGACAUGAAAUAAAUACAAUACAUAACAAUAAUGCAAUUCCAUUAACUUAAAUACACAUAACUGAAGCACAAGAAACGGAAUAAAAGAAAUAAAUCAUUCAAUGUAAAACAAUAUACCUGCAGUGUGGUGGAAUAUACAAUGAGGACAUGCACGUGAGCUCCUCAACAGCAACAGGCCUAUACAAGAACAAGGCACAUUCAGCACAAUGCACGCUCACGCACACCCCACCCCCAAUAAGAGAAAAACGUGGCUGAUAGCUAAUUAGUUAGCUUGCUCUCCCACAGUCAAAAACACCCCCAAAACCACACUACACGACAUAUUAUUAAAGAAACAUAAAUAAGUAACAACAGGGGUCCCAUUAGGUUAAUAUAAAGCAAUAUUUUAACCACUGAAAUGUUAUUACAAAACUUAGUUGCUCCCACACCAACGUACCUGUCAGCCAGCACAAACAUGGACUGACUGACGACGUGAGCAACAGUAUGACAUCCCCUGAGCCUUCAAAAUAAAAGCUCAUACCAUGGCAAAGGAAAUACGAAAAUAAAGUUACAGAUGUUAAAUUAUAACUUAAGAAGAAACCAAAACAAAUCACAAAGUAGGGAUUUUGGAGAAAUUAACCCAUAAACAAAAACAUUACAGACAUGAUAAUACAUGUUUUUUUCCGCAUCUGUUACACCAGCAUGGGGGUCGCAGGAGGCUGUCCGACUUGCUGGUCGGGGGGGCGCGGGGUCACCGUCUUUGUCAGGGGAGCUGGAGACCGGCCACCAUUCCCCGCCACCAGUGACGACAAAUCUAGGUGAGAGCCCGGUGUAGCCCUGGCUGCUGAGGGUUCCCCGACGUCUGGUGGCGUAUCCCACAGGUCGACGGACCCGAGAUCAGGAACUGUGGAAUCUGUGUCAAGCAAAGGGGGUGGCACCUCCACCGGCGACCAGGCGUCCGCGUCUUUAUGGGCCCAAGAGUUGUCCAAUGGCGUCCGGGAAUUGUAGGGCUUUAACUUGUCAUGAUGCACCACUUUGGCCGUCGAUCUUGGACAUCUUUUGAUCCGAUAGACCAUGUCGUCCAGCACACCCACCACAAAGUAUGGGCCCUCGUAGGAGGGUAAGAAUUUCCGGACUUUAUUCCUCACUCUCUUAGUCCCCUUGAUGAGGUACCAAACUGCGUCAGCGAUUUUGUAUUGUGUUUGGCAUAUAUUCUUGUCAUAUUGCCUUUUAGCUCGUUCAACGGAUCUUCCAAGUGCUUCCCGAGCUAGUUGAUGAGAAAGCUCCAAACGCUCUCUGAGCUGCAUGACGUACUCAGGGAGUGUGUGAACAUUGACACCGUCCGGGGGCAGUCCAACAACCAAGUCAACAGGCUCAGUUAUUUCUUUCCCAAAGAGCAUCAUGUUUGGGGUGAGGCCCGUGGAACUGUGGCGGGUGGCUCGAUAUGCCAUAACGGCAUAAGGGAUCAUCAAAUCCCAGUCCCAAUGGCAGCGCUCAGCAGUGGCGGCCAAUAUUUUCUGCAAGGUGGCAUUAAAGCGCUCCACUUGACCAUCUGACUGGGGCCGAAAUGCAGUGGUGUGUGUCUUCUCAAUUCCUAGCAGUCCACACAUCUCCUGGAACACCGCUGACUCGAAGUUGGUGCCUUGGUCACUGUGUAGGCUAUGAGGAGCACCAUACCUACACACCCACUCAGCUGCAAUUCGUUCCGCAACAGUCACUGCUUGUUCAUCGGGUAGCGGGUAGGCCUCCACCCACUUACUGAAGUAAUCUUGUACUACCAAUAUGUAACGGUUGUGCCGCUCUGUCUCAUUUAAGGGGCCCAUCAAAUCAACUGCCACCCGUUCCAUAGGGGAACCCACCCUCACAGUUCCCAUGGCCGCUUGGGGUGUCUUUUUGGGCCGAGCCUUGGCGGCACAGCUGGUACAGGUUCGGCACCACAUAGUAACAUCGUCUUUCAUGUUGUACCAGUAAAAUCUAGUCUGUAGCCUGGCCAGUGUCUUUUCUACCCCAAAAUGCCCUCCAACAGGACCGUCAUGCAUUUGCCCCAUAAUGUCAUUACGGAAUGCGCGGGGUAGCAGAAUCUGGGGAUAGAACUCUUUCCCCUCAUAGCAAUAAUAUCGCCUCAUCACAACUCCUUCUGUCUGAUACAGUCUUUUCCAUUGCGCCCAAUAGGCCUUGGUGGCUGAGCUAAGGUGAGCUAAUUCAGCCCAUGGUGGCCGACUGCUUCCCCCUUCCAACCACUGUGUCAAUGGCCCAAUAUCUAGGUCUGUCUUCUGUGCAUCCACCACUUGCUCCGGGGUCCAACCGCGGAACAGGGUGUCGGGUGACUGCUCCCCCACACGGUGGACCCCGGGACCUGAUUGAUCGUGACCAUCAACGCAAGGGGAAGUACAUGGCAAUACGGUGUUUGUUUUGGGAGACGUCUUAUCAUAGCUAACUUCAACAACCCCCACUACUCCAAGCUGUGGCCACACCCAGUCUCCUCCCUCUCCCGGCCAAAGGUCAUACAAGCCCCCACUACAUAGCUGUCCAGGCGAUGCCCGUAACAACUUCCUUCACUCUUAAUAUACGCCUUUUUUCUCCAAACGCUUGCUCCAACCAACAUGCUGAACCCGACUGCCCCCUAUAGCUCACACACCAAAACCACAGCUCGGAGCAACACAAUAUACCCGUCGCUACAAUAUUUUGGGAAUAAAGUCAAGAAUAUUACAGGAAGGACAUUUCCAAAGAUUAUUUUAGAAGAAAGUUGAAAUAUUUGGACAAUGAAACAAUAAAAAAAAAAAAAAAUUAAGUAGAUCUGAAAAAUAUCUUUUCUCAGCUACAUGAUGCGCUUGUUCGCAUGUCAGCAUGUUGCUAGCCAAGCUUUGACAUCACGGGCGUGUGUAGGACACAAGAAGAAUAAAACUGUGGAAUGGGAAGUCAGUCAAGUUGGAACGUGAUAGGGGGAGUAAAGGUGUGCUAGUGUAACCCAGCUGUGUUUUUGUGCGAUUAAAAGAAAUGUUAUUUUUCUAUAGGUAAUGUUCAGGGAUUAAUGCCACUGUCGUUAUCAGUUAAAUAAGGUGUUACUAAAUUUUAUACAUUCGUUGUUUUAUUCUAAUUGUAUGUGAUUGUCUUUAUAAGAAAUGGACAUCUUUACGACAGUCUUGCGACAGUCGUUAAUUGGUUACCAUGGUGCCCUAGUGAGCGCUGUAGGCUCGCACAUGGUCAAAGUGUGUAGGAGAGCCACCUGUGUGUGCCAGGCCUGUCUGCUCAAUCCAUCACUGCAUGACUUUAUGCUAUUUUCCUGCUAGGUGAGCAUUCAUGUGAGAUGUGCGAUGUCAUUUAUAUUAUACAGUUGUGUUGAUUGUAAAAUAUGUUUGCAAAAUAAUGGUAUUAGUGUGUCAAUCGCUAAUUAGUUGCUAUGCUAGGCAGAGUUUGCUAUUCAUUUGUAUAGAUGUGAUAGUUUGAAUCCUGUUAGUUCAUAGCAGAAGGUUAUUUUAAAUGAUAUAGGUGACUAUGUUCCCUGUGUUUGUUUAUAUUACAAUGUGCAUUACAGUAUACUGUUAUAGUGAGCGCUGUAGGCUCGCACAUGGUGUAGGAGAGCCACCUGUGUGUGCCAAGCCUGUCUGCCCAAUCCAUCACUGCAUGACUUUAUGCUGUUUUCCUGCUAGCGAAUUGGAUGUGAGAGACUGUUGCUGUUCCUUGUUGGCUACAGUGGAGGAAGAGGACACCAUCCACCUCCUUGUCAUCAUCAUCGUCACCAUCCUGCCGCUGCUGGAGCAUCCCAGGCACCACAGCACACACUCAUUCCUUCAUACACAGCCCAUACAUACACGUAUAGAGCUCUAUAGACUCUUUAUUUUUGUAUGCUGGCCAGCAAAUGUUAAAUUGUGCUCAGGACAGUCAACAUUGUGUGUAUAUAUAUAUAUAUAGACAUAUAUAUAUAUAUAUAUAUAUAUAGACAUACAUAUAUAUAUAUAUAUAUAUAUAUAUAUAUAUAUAUAUAUAUAGACAUAUAUAGAUAUAGAUAUAUUUCCUUUGUGUGUU
Dunckerocampus dactyliophorus (ringed pipefish) is the source of this 19615-nucleotide messenger RNA. It is a transcript of the gene fmnl2b, whose product is annotated as formin-like 2b. Lineage: Eukaryota; Metazoa; Chordata; Actinopteri; Syngnathiformes; Syngnathidae. Gene Ontology annotation, biological process: regulation of cell shape; cortical actin cytoskeleton organization; cell migration. The record is from RefSeq and is a predicted model, not a curated record. Gene Ontology annotation, cellular component: cytosol. The coding region runs from base 759 to 4040 and encodes 1093 amino acids. Gene Ontology annotation, molecular function: small GTPase binding; actin filament binding. The transcript is spliced from 28 exons.